Molecule: messenger RNA, 1134 nt
Organism: Penicillium pulvis
Lineage: Eukaryota; Fungi; Ascomycota; Eurotiomycetes; Eurotiales; Aspergillaceae
Exons: 2
Coding region: 1-1134 (377 amino acids)
Source: RefSeq, a predicted model, not a curated record
AUGUAUGGUGGCUCUUUACUCAGCGGGCUAAUCUUGCUCGCUGAAUUGGCUGCGGCCACCGACUACGGAACCUUUUUGGACCCGGCCAAUAAUGCACGCAUGAAGUUUCGAUACUGGCUCCCGGAUGCUAGUGUGGAUAUUGCGACAGUUCAAAGCGACAUUGAGGCUGCUGGUGCAAUCGGCGCUGGGGCAGUGGAAUUUUUGCCCUUGUAUAACUAUGGAGGAUCCCUUGCAGGGCCACCAGUAGGUGCAGAUUGGGCCAAAUACGGAUUUGGUACACCGGCAUUCAAUGAAAUCUUCAAGGCUUCAUUACAAGCUGCUAAAAAUGCCGGCAUGCGUAUGGACUUUGCGCUUGGGCCGAGCCAGGGUCAAGGUGUUCCUGCAAAGACUACCGAUUAUGGCUUGCAUUGGGACCUUGCACCUUUCAAUGUCAGCAUUCCAGCAAAUGGCUCGUACCAAGACACGAUUCCUGGCUGGGGAACGGGAGAAUUAGUUGCUCUGGUCUCUGCCAGAGUCCUCUCGGUUUCGACAAUAACAAACCCCGCCAGUGUUACUUUCUCUACACCCGCAAAUAAUGCGACUCGCUUCGUUCUUGCUGCAGAUUCACUUCAGCUCCAGACGGACCAAGUGAGUGAGGAUGGCACUGUCUCUUUGUCGUUCAAUAACACCAGACACGAAAACUAUCACUUGUUUGCCUACUACCAGUACCAGGAUCUGGUAAAGAAUUUGGACAUCGAAAACCACACAACUGGAACAAUCUUCGACAAUGGGUCUUACACAGUCGACCAUUAUAGUGCUCGCGGCGCAGAGACGGUAAAGAAAUUCUGGGAGGAUCAUAUUCUCAAUGAUACGACAAUCAAAUCCCUCUUGGGUGAGGUUGGAACAUACGGCUGGGAGGAUAGCAUCGAGAUUAACUCUAACAUCUCCUGGACUCCCUCACUUCCCACAAUGUUUGAAAAGCUACACGGAUAUAAGAUCCACAAGUUCCUGCCAGUGCUCAUGUAUGGAAAUAACAACCCUGGUGUCCAGCCGUCCUACCCGGGAGAUUUGGAGUGUGUUCUUGACAGUGAAGAUAAAGGUGCAGGCUACGAGAACGAUUUCCGGGCAGCUUUGGCUGAAGGUUAUGGGGAUUAA